CAAUUUACAGGUAUUCGCUGACAGUGCACGUGUCUAAAUAUGUAAUUUUUGGCAGUGCAUUUGAAAAGGAUUAGGAAGCAUUUCACGAAGAUGGAUGUAAAACUUAUGUAACUUUGGUGUAAAUCCUGUUAUUAGAAAUCAGUUAGGGAUACAAGUUAUAACGCAUAGAUAGAUAGUUGAUAUAUCACAGUUGUGUUUAUCGAAAACGAGAAUAUCUCAGGAAUGCAACAACCACUUACAAAUUCAGAAGCAGUGAGAAGAUGCUUUACUAUUCCACAUGCUCCAUUAUCUAGUCAAGUAAACAGAUAUGAUUACGAACCACGCCCACCAUACGCAGGAUUAAACCAUAUAUAUUCCAGACCUCUCUCAGCACCAACAUAUCAUGGAAGUCGAUCAUACUCUGUCCCCACCCCACCCCCACACAGAAAUAAUAACAAUUUAUACAACAGACAUAAAGAAUCAGACGUCAGUAGAAGAGCACCAUACGCACCUCGAAGAUUUGAUAGUACUAUAAAUACAACUGCAGGGUUUGCUAAAGUUGAAAAUUAUGGGAAAUCCCCAUCUCUGCCGUCAUAUGAUCCUCUUAAUGAUGUUCAUUUGGUUGAUUAUUUUGAAAAAAGGUUUGGAUCCAUGCAGCUUGAUGCCUUAUUACGCAGAAAGAGAUUACUAAAUGGAAAACGACCCUCGUCAGCUGGUUCCCUAACCCGUAGAUCAAAACCAUCAGAAGUAACUUAUAAAAUUGCUGUAGUAACUGGAAGUAAGAAAAAUUCUGGCACAGAUGCUAAAGUAUUUAUAAAACUAAAAGGUACAAAAGAUAAAUUACCGAAAACCAGAUUAACCAAAAAAGCAGGCUCCGUAAAAUCCAGUAGAGAUGUUAGUUUUAAAUUUGGAAAGGGAACAACACAUAUGUUUAAAAUAAAAGGUCCAGAAAUUGGUGAUCUAAAAUCUAUAGUCGUUGAGCACAAUGGAAGUCGGAAAGAAGACGCAUGGUUUUUACAAGAAAUUGAAAUCGUCAACACAAAAACGAAGAAAACAUGGAAUUUUAUUUGUAAUCAAUGGUUGUCAUUACACCAUGGUGAUGGACAAACAAUGAGAGAAUUAUUUGCUCAGAGGUCUGCAAAAACAGAAUACGAGAUAGUUACUGUUACUGGUGAUAGACCAAAUGGUGGAACAAAUGCAAACGUCUUUUUAACCUUAUAUGGAAAAACAGGAAUAACUCGAAGAUUUCACUUAAGAAGCUCAGAAAAGGGUUUGUUUGAUCGAGGAACAACAAAUUCAUUCAGAUUUCCAUCCAAUUGUGUUGGUCCUAUGAAAAAAAUUCGAAUAGAACAUGAUAAUACUGGUAUUGGAGCUGGUUGGUAUUUAGAAAGGGUUCAUAUAACUGAUGUUAAAAAUCCCCAGUGGAAAUAUUUUUUCCCAUGUGGUCAGUGGUUGGCUGCUGAUGAGGGUGAUGGUUGUAUAAGUAGAGAUCUGGUAGGAAGUAAAGAUCCAAAUGCUGUUAGAAGAGCUUCCAAGUAUAAAGUGACUGUUUUUACUGGAAACAAGAAGGGAGCUGGUACCGAUGCCAAUGUUUACAUCAUAUUAUUUGGAGAAUUCGGUGACUCUGGAGAGAAAAAACUAACGUCAAGAAAAAAUAACUUUGAAAGAAAUAAUGCUGAUGAGUUUUUCAUUGAAUGUCCAAAACUUGGUCGUUUAGAGAAAGUCCGGAUUGGUCAUGAUGAUUCUGGAUUUGGACCUGGCUGGUUUUUGGAGAAGGUUAUUGUUGAUGAUAUUGCUGUCUCUAAAGUUUAUGAAUUUCCGUGUCAGCGAUGGCUGGCAUCUGACGAAGAUGAUGGACAAAUUUCUAGGGAGCUGGUGUUGAAUGUGGGGCCGAAUGAUGCCGCUAAAGUUGGUGAUGAUGACGAUGAUGGUAUACCAUACAUUAUAACCGUGGUAACUGGAAACAAAGCCAGUGCAGGUACUGAUGCUCGCGUCUGGAUCAUUCUCUAUGGCGGGAAAAAUGGUGUGGAGUCCAGUGGAAAAAUAUGGCUGGAUUCAGGAGAAUUUAAGAAGGGCAAAACAGAUUUAUUUAAUGUUGGAAUUGCCAGGAUGCUCAGUCCCUUGUCUAAGAUUGAUAUCGGCCAUGAUAAUAAGGGUGUGGCUGCUGGAUGGUUUUUGGAGAGUGUAACGGUGUAUUGUCCUACAGCCGGAAUUGAACAGUUUUUCCCAUGUGGAAAAUGGCUGGCUAUGGAUGAAGGUGACCGAGUCAUCAGCAGAACCUUGACGGAACAAAAAUCUAAGCGUAUCAAGAAAACUAAAAAAGGAUCAUGGACAGUUUGGGUUUAUACGACGGACACGACUAAUGCUGGAACCGAUGCCAAUGUCUUUAUAUGUUUAUAUGGUGACAAGGGUAAAUCAGACGAUAUUCAAUUAGAAGGUAAAGGUGAUUCAUUCGAAGCUGGAAACAUGGAUAUCUUUAAUGUGAAUAUGUCUGAAGUCGGUAAACCCUAUAAGUUACGUGUUUGGCACGAUAAUAAAGGUAUAGCUGCUGGCUGGCACUUAGAUAAGAUCGAGAUAGAAAGUCAAGCUGCCCAAGAGAAAUAUAAGUUUGACUGUGGUCGAUGGUUGGCGACUGAUGAAGAUGAUAAAUGUAUAGUACGAGAAUUACCAGCAGAAGGACCAGGCAUUAAAACACCACUUAGAGUUGUACGUUAUAAAGUAGAAGUUUAUACAGGAAAUGUUAAAUAUGCUGGAACGGAUGCCAAUGUCUACCUCAAUAUAUUUGGUGAGCGCGGAGACACUGGUAAUCGCUUCUUGAAACACUCGGCAACAAACAUUAAUAAAUUUGAGAAGGGAACGCCAUUACAAAGAAAUCAGAUGGAUGAAUGUGAAAUAGAAGCUGUAUCAUUGUUAAAGUUGAAUAAGAUUAGAGUUGGCCAUGAUGGUACUGGACCAGGCAGUGGUUGGUUUUUAGAUAAGAUUGUAAUAAAACAAAUUGGUACCAAUAAAUAUGAUACAGCAUUCACUUGUAACAGAUGGUUAGCAGAAGAUGAAGAUGAUGGUCUUAUAGAAAGGGAGAUAACUGCCAGUGGCUCACAGAUGUUGAACACCACUUCCUACCAUGUCCAAGUUAAAACUGGUGACUGCCGUGGAGCUGGAACAGACGCAAAUGUAUUUCUUAAACUAUUUGGUUCUCAGGGUGACACUGGUCAAAUUCAGCUCCGUCAAUCAGAUAAUUCUAAUAAAUUUGAAAAAGGUCGUACAGAUCUAUUUAAACUGGAAGCAACAGAUAUUGGAAAGAUACAACGUAUCAAGAUUGGUCAUGAUGGAAGUAAACCAGGUGCUGGUUGGUUUUUAGAUAAUGUUAUUAUUGAUGUACCCUCUAAAGGUAAACAUUAUGAAUUCGCUUGUCAUCGUUGGUUGGCUAAAGAUGAGGAAGAUGGUCUCUUAGAACUGGAGUUAGAACCGUCCGUGGCCGAAGAUCGGGAGAAAACUAUACCAUAUGAAGUCACAAUCUGGACAUCGGAUACAUCCGGAUCUGGAACAGAUGCCAAUGUUUUCCUCCAGAUGUAUGGAGAAGGUGGAAAAACAGAGGAACGCAUCCUUAAAAGCAGAUCUGAUGAAUUUGAGCAGGGAAAAUGUGAUAAAUUUAAGAUUGAAGCUGCAGAUGUUGGACCAUUACAAAAGAUACGAAUUGGACAUGAUGGUGCUCGGAAGUUCGCUGGAUGGCAUUGCGAAAAGAUUCUCAUACAACGACUACCAACAUUAAAGAGAAAGAAAAGACGACCUACCUCUGCUUACAAUAGCGAUUCCGAUUCAACGAGUCCCUCCACAUCACCUCGACGACGUCAAUUAAAUCGCAGAAAAACGAAAUCAAACCUGGAAUCAGUAGAGGAGGUAGAUGAAGAUACUGAAGAUUAUUGGUUCUAUGUUAAUCGAUGGUUUGCUAAAGAUGAAGAUGAUGGCGCCAUCGUUCGAGAGCUCGUUCCAACUGAUAAACAAGGUCGUCCAUUAGCUGGUACCUUAAAAGAGGUAGAAUAUAUUGUAAAGGUUUAUACUGGUGAUGUGUCUGGUGCUGGAACAGAUGCCAAUAUAUUUGUUAACCUAUACGGAGAAAAUGGUGAUUCCGGCGAACGACAAAUGAAAGAUUCAAAUAAAAUGAAUAAAUUUGAAAGAAAUCAGGAGGAUGUAUUUAGUGUUAGAGCUAUAGAACUUGGUAAACUUGUCAAAUUAAAAGUUCGUCAUGACAACAAGGGAGGUGGUGCUGCCUGGUUUUUAGAUCGAAUAGAAGUAGUAGAUACUAAAAAGGACAGAAGUUAUUUCUUCCCAUGUCAAAGAUGGUUGGCAACUAAGGAGGAUGAUGGACAGAUUGCUAGAGAGUUGGUACCAGUUGAUAAAUCACUGAAGCCUAAAUUAUCUAGAAAAGAUUCACAAGCUAUCUAUAAAGAAAUUGCUUUAGAACAAAAAGCUGCCAUGACAACAUAUCAUGUUACUGUGGAAACAGGUAAACAAUGGGGAGCAGGAACUGAUGCUAAUGUGUAUAUUAUGCUGUUUGGAGAAAUAGAUGAUACAGGUAAAAUGUUCCUGAAGUCAUCAUCGACAAACAAAAAUAAAUUUGAAAAGGGACAGAAAGAUGAAUUUAUAUUAGAAGCUGUACAGAUUGGAGAUUUAAAGAAAAUAAGAAUUGGACAUGACAAUGCUGGUGGUGGCGGUGCUUGGUUCCUGGAGAAUGUUGUUAUAGAUGCUCCAUCUCUAGGUAAAAAAUGGGUGUUCCAGUGUGGUCGCUGGUUGUCGGAGAAAGAUGACGAUGGUAAAUUAGAAAGAGAACUCUACCCCCAGGAACUUGCCACAGAGGAAUAUAAUCCAUGUAUUCCGUAUGAGAUAACUGUAUAUACCACUAAAAAGGCAGGUGCUUCUACUGAUGCUGAUGUAUAUAUUGUACUAUAUGGUAGAGAUACAUGUACAGAACAAAAAUCAUUAUGUGCUACAAAGAGAGAACGAAAAGAAUGUUUCAAUAAAGGCAGUGUUGAUAAAUUUGUGGUCGAGCUGGAAGAUGUCGGUGAACCAAUUGAGAAACUACGUAUUGGCCAUGAUGAUUCUGGUUUAAUGGCAGGAUGGCAUUUAGAAAAGAUUGAAGUACGCAAACUUCAAGAAGGAGCACGGAAAAAACUUGGAACCACCAAGAAAAUGGGAUCCAUUACCUAUUCAUUCCCCUGUAAUCGUUGGUUGGCCAGAAACGAAGAAGAUGGUGCCAUUGAGAGAGAAUUAUUACCAGAAAAAGCUGUAAAAGAAGUGGUCAAUAAAGAUGGUGAAGUCCGAGCGAAGGAAGUUAAAAUAUCAGACAGACUCAAAGCCAAGAAGUAUACAGUCAAUGUUUAUACUGGUGAUAAAUCAGGAUGUGGAACAGACGCUAAUGUCUUCCUUAAUAUAUUUGGUGACCGUGGUGAUAUGGGAGAACGAAAAUUACAUCAAUCAGAAACACAUCGAGAUAAAUUUGAACGAAAACAGGUUGAUGUAUUUAAAAUUGAGGCAGCAGAUUUAGGAAAAGUAUAUAAAAUUAAAAUCCGACAUGAUAACUCAUUGAUUAAUCCAUCAUGGUUUUUGGAUAAAGUAGAAGUAUUAGAUCCUGAUGAAGAACAGCCGUAUGUUUUCCACUGUGAACGUUGGUUAGCUAGAAACAAAGAUGAUGGUAAAAUAGAAAGAACUCUGUAUGUCAAGGGUUAUGAUGGUGAUAUGUCGAGUACUGGUACCUUAAAGUCAACCAGAAUAGGAUCUGUAUCUAGUCUUGAUUCUAUACGUACCAAUGAUCCAUUUGGUAAAAGUCCCAGAUUAAAACGAUCUCAGCUUUCAUCAUCUUUAGAAAACGUACCUGAAGGACCUUCUAUUUCGUACACAGUGAAGGUUAUGACAGGUAAAGGAGAAGAUAAUGGUACAGACAGUAACGUCUGGGUUGUUAUAUACGGUCCUAAAAAACGGCGUACAGAACGCUUAUUCUUAGAACUGGCCCAGAAAUCACGAUUUGAACCAGGAUCAUUAGAAACUUUUUCAUUGGAAGCCGUGGAUGUUGGUGAAGUUAAACAAGUUGAGCUCGGUCAUGAUGGUACAGCACCAGGUACGGGGUGGUUUGUAAACGAGAUGGAGGUUGAUAUGCCGACUAAAGGAAAACAUUAUCAUUUUACAUGUAACCAAUGGUUAGCUAGAGAUAAGGGAGAUGGAAAAACUAGUCGUAUAUUCAGUGUUAGUGAUGGUCAGAGUUCUGUGGUCUCAUAUAAACCUAUGAUAACAUAUGAAGUAACAGUUUCUACUGGUGAUGUAAGUGAUGCUGGUACUGACAGUAAAAUCACUUUGACGGUCUUCGGUACAAAAGGAUCUACAUCACCAACAGAGUUAGAUAAAAAUGAAGAUCGAUUUGAGAGAGCAAAGGUUGAUUUCAUGAAGAUGGAGUUAGAAGAUGUUGGUGAUGUAAAGAAGAUAAGAAUAGCUCUAGAUGGAAAGGGUAGUCGACCAACAUGGAAUCUUGAUAAGAUUGAGUUACGAAAUAUGAAGACUGGUGGAUUAUCUGUAUUCCACUGUAGAGAUUGGUUGAGUAAAGAAACAUCUCUAACUCGUGAUAUACCAGCUACUGAACGUGGAAAACUGGUCAUUUCUAAGACUGAUUAUAAAGUGAAAGUAAAGACAUCUGAUAUUAGAGGUGCUGGAACAGACGCCAAUGUUUAUAUUGUAAUGUUUGGAUCAAAUGGUGAUUCUGGUGAAAUACAUCUCAAGAAACCUGACAAUAAUAAAUCACCAUUUGGUAAUAACGCUACAGAUGAGUUCACACUAAAUGAUUUAUUGAGUUUAGGAGAAUUGAGUAAAGUUCGAGUUUGGCAUGACAAUAAAGGCCUAGGAGCUGCAUGGCAUUUGUCAUAUAUAGAAAUAGAAGAUUUAAGUACAAGAAAAGUUUAUAUGUUCCACUGUGAUAAAUGGUUAUCUAAAACUGAAGAUGAUAAACAGACUAUUCGAGAGUUAACUUGUAGUAAUGCUGCUAAACCAGGCGGCACUGGUAGUAGUAAGGAUAGAAUCACAUAUGAUAUUGAAAUAUCUACUACUGAUAAAAGAGAUGGUGGUACCAUGCAUAAUGCCUGGAUGAUUCUCGAGGGUACAAAACGUAAAUCAAAAACAUUGAUGUUCGAGAACAGUCCACAGAAUAAAAUCCUGAGAAGGGGUAAUACAGAUCAUAUCAAGAAAGACUGUUUGAAUCUAGGGAAAUUAAAAACUUGUACAUUAGGAGCUGUAGAAAGAGAAGAUAGACCUAUAGAAGAUGCUUCAGGAAAGGCAGCCGAGUGGCAUUGUCAUGAAGUCAUUGUUACAGAUACCUCAACAGGCGAUAGAUAUAUUUUCCCGUGUAAAACAUGGAUACCUAUCUGUACUAAGAUCUCGAUGAAAGAAGCCGAAGUAUUGACGGUAAAGUCUGUAGAGGAGGGGCAGGUUGCUGUCGUUAGAAAUUUAGCGCCAAUAAAAUAUGAAGUUGUUGUCUACACUGGUGAUGUCAAAGGAUGUGGAACCAACGCUAAUGUUUCAAUAACUUUAUUUGGUGCUAAUGGAGAUACAGGCACAAGACCUCUUAAACAGAGUUUCCGUGAUCUCUUCGAAAGAAAUCAAGUUGAUAAAUUCCAAAUAGAGGCUCUUGAUUUAGGUGAAUUAUCGAAGAUUAAAAUAGAACAUGAUAAUAGUGGUUUCCGUCCUGGUUGGUUCCUAGAUCGUGUUGAAGUUAACAACAUGGCCACAAAUAAAACAACAACAUUUAAUUGUAAUAAAUGGUUUGAUAAAGAUAAGGGAGAUGGUGAAAUCUGUCGGGAACUAUUUCCAGCCCAGGACUAACUUAAUUCCUCCCUAGAACCAACUAAAUUCCUACCAAGGACCAACACUUAUGAGACCAUCACUAAACCACUUUACAUCGAUGACAAUUGCCUCUAAAAUCGACAAUUCCAAACAAGGACUAGCAUAUGUCUCACAAAGUAUUUAAAAGAUUUCCAUACCAAGACGGGUCUAGCCAAGGAAUAUAUCCUUUCCAAUGAAGAAUAUACAUUUUUCCACAAAUGACAUAUCGGUAGUUUGCUUUCUGCCAAGCCUUAGCCUAAUUUUUAUCAGGGCCUUACUUCAUUCUACCCAGUCGUUCAAUAUUUAUAUGUACAUAACAAAUAUAUUUAAGUGCUAGACAUGUAAAGUGUACAUUUCGAUCAUUCAAUAUCUUUUCGUUGUGGGAUUUCUACAUAAAUUUUAAUAUUAUGUUCUUUAAAUUAUGAAAAGUCUUCACUGAUUCCCAAAUUGCCUUCAGGUAUCAUCUUGGCUCAAACCAUCUUUAUUCUUUUUCUGUUAUAUUCUCAUGGAUAUGUGUAUUUUAGAAUGUUUUAUUGUAAAUACCUGGUAUAUAUUUAUAAUCAUUUCAUUUCUACACAAAAGAUCACAAUGUGCCAUUCCAUAUUAAUGUUGUGUUGUAUUAUUUUGUUGUCUUACAUUUUAAUCCAAAUUUGUACAUAUUUAUUAAUAUAUUAAAUGUAGUUAUGAUAUUUCAGGUCAUUAAUACAUGAAUUACAAUUUGAAAAUAAUUAGAGUUAUAUUGUAGAAAUUUUAAGUUUUAACUGGGAUAAUGGUACUUGAUUAUUUUUUGACUUUUGUAUAGGUUGCAAUAAUGAUUUUAAUUAAAUAUUUAUUUCCACUUGUUCAACAUUUUAAAACAAUUUAUCCCUACUAUUUUUUAUUAUACUAAAAUAGAAUCAUGUAUUGCUUCUAUAUUACUAUUAUAUAUGAAUAUUUUCUAAUUAUAUGUAACCAUGUCUGAACUUCACAAUAUAGUAAAGCCUUACCAAUUUAAUUUUCUGUUUUUCGCAACAUGAACACCUGUAAAAUUAUUCCAGGGUAUUUCUUUGGGAAAAAAAUUUAUUUAAAAUAAAAAAAGAAAUUGGUUGCAUGAUCCAAAACUUUUAGUUCCAAAUUUUUAAGUUUUGAGAUUUUAAACAAAGUAUCUUUCACUUAAUUCAUGUGGCUAUUUAUUUAUCAAGCCUCUGAAAAACAGAAAAUUAAAUUGGUGGAGCCUAUUUAUUAUAUAGAGCCUUAUUAAUAUUUAUAGGAUCUGUCAUUUACUGAUACCCUUGUUAUGUUAAGUCAAUGUAGGCUCCAUUAAUUAUUGUUAAUAUAAAACUUGUGAUAAUUUUAUUUAUAACAGUUAUUUUAAACAUUUCUAUCCAGGGUUGUGAUACCAAUAAUCAAAAUGUGAAUAAACUAAUAUUUAUAUGUAGUACAUAGAUUUCAUCUUUUUGAAGAUUUAAAUUUUAUAUAUAAGAAUUUAUUUUCUAAAUGUUAUAUGCUUUUUAUCUUGAUACGAGAAAGAUUUAUCUUUCGAUAAGCUCUUAGUCAUUUUGGGUUACCUGGUUUUAUCAUUCAUUUAGGGGAUACUCAAUUGAACAUUCCAGAAUUAAAUUUUCUCAAUUCCAAAAAUAAUGACAAUCGAGUGAAAUGGGUUAUUUUGGGCUACAGUGCAUGCACCGACUGAAUAAGAUAAUAUCUCAACCAACCUUGCAGCAUCACAUAUUCGUUCUUUAAUUACAUCAAGAUUCCACUCAAAUCACCUCCAUUUUUGGAACUUGCAGAACUUUGAAAUUCACAUUGAUUGCAAUUCUAUCAAUUCUGGAUGUUAUGGACUGACAUUCGAGCAUGCCCAAAGUGUCUGUUAUGGGGAGGUAAAUCUGGGUAACAUUUGAUGGCUUGAUUUCAGAUCUGAUAUAACACACCAUUACUAAUAAAAUAUUUUUAUGAUAUAUAUUUUAAAAAAUUGUCAUUUUAGUCAUUAUAGAAUUUUAUUUAUUUUUUCUUCUAGGCCUUAGAUUUCGCUUCCUUAGAAUUGCUCAAUCUCACGUAUGCCUCAUUCUCUAUGAUCUCCUCUGCAUUAAGCCAUAAUAAGUUUUAUAUAUUCAUUACUGUAACUUUAGAUAUGCUAAAACUGAUAGCUAUUUCGACCAUGUAGUUAUAAAUAUUGAGCUCAACUGUAUAUAACUGCUGUGUCAUCUAAAAUAUUUAUUAGUAUAUUUUAUAUUAUAUCAAGUAACAAGAAUAAAUUAAAGUUAUUAUUAAUGCUAUUUUUAAACAUUCGCAUAUUUUUGUAUUUAUUUUCGAAGAUUAUUAAUAAUUAUAAACAAAUUGCAUUUCGUCUAACGUUUUUUUUUUCUGUAUUGGGGAAUAUUUGUUUUGAUAUUUUAAGUGGGUAUUUAAUUAAAAUUCCACGAAUAGUAACAAUCAAGUAAACACAAGAAUAAGAAAAUAUCUCUCUCAAACCAUCUCUUUAUUAAGAAAUAUGUAUAUCAAUAGAUUUAUGAACUGCUGUUGACUAAAUCAGUAUAAUAUAAAGCCUUUUAUUUAGAUAUUAGAACAUUAUAAUAUAUAGAUUUAUUUAUAGAUUUAUUAGUUUAUGAUAUAUAUUAUCUAUUGUAUAUCCAAUAAGUAAACUGCUAAUAGAUGACCAAAUAUAGAAAUAUUUUUAAGUGUACAUCUUACAGUUCUGUUUGUGGUUCAAAUGAUAUCAACAAUAAAGAAAACAUAACUGUGUAAUUAUUAAUUGAUGGAUAUCCCUAUUCACUGACCAAUUCAAAGGGGUUUUCUUUUGAACAUUCCACAUAGGCCAAUUUCAUAUUUACAAAUUGUUGACAUUGUGAUAUACUCUAUGGCAUUCCAGGUACAAAUAAACCACUCUUGACUCUAAAAAUACACAUUAUUUUCAAACUUUCGCCUGGAUAACCUAGUGCAAUGUCAACAAUCUGUUUAUUAAUAGCCCAAGGUUACAAUCACAAAGUGGAGAUAUCCUUCUAUGAAAUUUAAUUAUUCUCACGAACCCCUUGUAAGAAAUCAGUGAUUGAUAAUUUUUUUUUUAUAACUGUCUAAAGAUGUCUAGAAUAGAACCAUGGACAUCUUGAUUAUAAUGUUCAUGAUAGAACUAUGUCAUAACCUCUUCAGACUUCUACAAAGAAACUGAGGUGUUCUUUCAUUACCUGAUCUGAUCACUUGCUGUAGAUUGUAUAAUAAACAAACAUCCUGCCUUUUUUUCUAGAUUAUUUAUUUAUAUUCAGAUAUCUAGUGUAUUGGUUAUCUUGUUAUUUAUAUUAAUUUUAUUAAAUAAAUAUUUAUUAGACAA
Patella vulgata (common limpet) is the source of this 11143-nucleotide messenger RNA. Its product is annotated as lipoxygenase homology domain-containing protein 1. The transcript is spliced from 50 exons. The record is from RefSeq and is a predicted model, not a curated record. The coding region runs from base 223 to 7839 and encodes 2538 amino acids. Gene Ontology annotation, molecular function: protein binding. Lineage: Eukaryota; Metazoa; Mollusca; Gastropoda; Patellidae.